Molecule: messenger RNA, 1863 nt
Organism: Sycon ciliatum
Lineage: Eukaryota; Metazoa; Porifera; Calcarea; Leucosolenida; Sycettidae
Exons: 1
Coding region: 1-1863 (620 amino acids)
Source: RefSeq, a predicted model, not a curated record
AUGAACGAAGGCACGACGGACGAAUCUAGCCAAUCCAGCCAGGAGUCUUCACCAACCGGUAGUAGUCCAGACCAGUUCCAGUCGACGGUCGCGCCUCGACAAAACCGAAGGCAGAGUUCUCGCCUGGCCGGUCCGAUUGUUCACAGCUCUGACUCUGAGGAAUCACCUGCAGACGGAGGGAAUGAGGAUGCGUAUUUGGCGACUCGGCAGAGCGAGAGGAAACGGCGGAGGCAGAGCCGGCUAAUCUCAAGUUCUAGUGGGGCGCAUCGUAUUCACGAGCACUCUGCGGGACGCUCCCCGGCAAGUGAAGCGAAUACUGGCACGACGAGUGCUGAUGAGCCCGAAGCACUCCACCAAACUUCUGCAUCGACGACGACGUCGGGACAGCGCCGGAGGUCUCCGGAAGCGCCGAAUGUCGACACGGCUGGAGAACUCCGUGCGAGCGAAAGGAAAAAGAAAACGGUGAGGAUCAACGUGAGCAUGGAUACCAGCACUGAUGAGGCCUUUCCACGGAUCACUCCAGCGGCAUCUAGUGAUAUAGACACUGAGUGGGCCGACGUAGAUAUUCCAACUGCUUCUGAAGUUGCUGCUGCUGCUGCUACCGCUGCUGCUCGUUCAGCAUCGACUGCAAGUGCAACGCAUCAGCCAGAGACCAGCACUGACCAGGUGCAGACAAGUCAUGGCCAUGGUAAACAGGCAGAGGAAGAGCAGAGGAAAGGCAGCGGCCAGGUCAGAACUGCCAGUGGCAAGAUCAGAACUGCAAGUGGCGGGAGUGAAUACUCCAUCGUGGCACGCUUGACUCAGUCAAGACGCCAGCGCCUUCGCAGCGUCAAGCUUGACCCGGCCACCAUAGAACUGGCAGAGAAGAUGGGCAUGAAGCUCAACUGUGGCAACGUCACCGAACCAAAGACACUCACUGACAAGGAGUGCAAGCAGAUGCGUGCGGCGCAAAGGGGACUCACAGCGUCGCAGCUCGACUCAUACAGUGUCAUGAUGAACUUGCGGUACGAUGAAUGGUACAAGAACAAAGGUGGACCAAAGCCGUUGCCGAGAAAGGUGACCGUUGAAGAGGAGCAGGCGCAGAAAGCCAGAGAGAAACUGAAAGCUGCGUUGCUUUCGCAGUUUACCAAUAAAAAAUUGGUGCCUAAAUGGCUCCACAGGGACAUGGAAUUUGCCGAUAAGAUGAGGAGGCUGGAGAUAGAAGAGCAGCUGGAACGGGUGCCCCGAGUACUAGACCGCCCUACGAGGACGCACAGAGGGCAGAUGGCGUACAUGACACGCCUGGCCAAACCCGUACAGGCACGCAAGCCAAUACGGCGCUACGACUAUCUGCUGUUCAAUCCCGACCACAUUCGACAAAUCAAUGAGCACCGAGAAGCGACUGCAAAGAAGCAGCAGAGAAUCGCAGCACGUGACAAAGACAGCGGCACCGAGCCUGAAUACACAGCUGCCGAAGUGCGACAACUCGCUUUUCCUGGCAGGGAUAAAGAUGGCAAGACGAACAAGGACUCACAGACUGAUGAAGAAGCUAACACAACCUACCUGGGCCUCAGCAUGUUCAAAUCCAAGGAACGAGUUCGAACUCUGACCGAGUUUGAUGUGUUCCGUGAGAGAGCCCGAGCAAUGGACACCAUCAACGAUCGUCGCGAGAAUCGCAUGAAAGAAGAUCGCGCUCAGCGCAAGAAGAAGGAAGAGAAGCAGGCCAAGAUGCUGUAUAAGUCCAUGAUGAUGGGACUGGACAAGAGUCUGUGGCCGCCGGAGUACCAGCGAAUGGCCGACGAAGAAGAUGCCAGGCAAAUGGAACGGCGGCACCAGGUUAGCAGCACUGUGAGGCCGAAUACAACCCGCGCAACAACACGAUGA